This is a messenger RNA of Panonychus citri (citrus red mite), 2227 nucleotides long. RefSeq lists its product as uncharacterized. The transcript has 3 exons. Bases 140 to 2044 code for a protein of 634 amino acids. Lineage: Eukaryota; Metazoa; Arthropoda; Arachnida; Trombidiformes; Tetranychidae. The record is from RefSeq and is a predicted model, not a curated record.
GUAACCAUGGCAACGAGCAUCGCGCCCUCUGUAAACAAGUUAAAUCUAAAAACAUGUUGACAUAAACAUGAGACUGAAUCUUUGAAUAGAUUUUUGUUUUCUUUUAUAAAUUGUGAUCAAGAUUUAAUUGAGUAUCCAAAUGUUGUCUUCUCGUUUAUCAGGAAGAUUCUUCUCUUCAUCUAGCCGGUGUUUCUCUAGAUUAUCUUUAUCUUCCACUGACAAUAGGCUCAGUCGCCGAUUCCCCAAGAAAAUUGAACCUCCAGAAGAAUCUCUUGGCUUGGAUCCAAUGACCGUUGAAAUUCAACAUCUUUGGACAUUACGAAAAUAUUAUUCUGAUGGUGAUGUAAAAAAUUCUUUACUCAAUGAUAAUUCAUUUAGAGGAACAUGUUCUCUGAUAAUGAAAAAAUUACGCUACAUUAGACCGGAACAAGUUCGUUCACUUGCUCACUUGGUUCUUGGAAUUAACCUUCCAACAAACAUCGGGAUCACCAAAGGAGCUCUUCAAAUGUUACGAGUCCAUCUUAAUGAAUAUGAUUCUAUACAAUUAUCAGAAAUCUAUUUCCUGUUAAGUCAAAAUCCAAUGGUUGAACGUGAUCCGGAAGAUGAAAGAGAACCAAUAGAUCCAACGUUGAAAGCACUUCUAUCGGCGAUACCUGAAGCAUUAGCGAUCAAAAUUCUUGGAAAAAAGUUGACCACUAGACCAGAUCAUCUUUUACUUAUUCUUAAAGCAUCUACUCAUGGAUCUAUUGACCUGAAAGCGGUCAGUUUUCUGCUUCAAGUUAUCGCUUCCAAGUUGAGAUUCAUGAAUUCUGCCCACUUGAACAAUUUAGUUGGUCUUUUAUCUCAUAGUUACAUUGAGGAAAAUUUAGAUUCAAUUGGUCGCCCGUUAAUCAACAAGAUUCUUAAUCAUUGUUUCACUCAAAUAGUUGGCUCAUUAAGCAGUUACAACUUUGAGAUUGAUUAUUAUUUUGACGAAACAUUGAAAUCGUUAAGCACAACAAGUGAUCCAAUUUAUUUUAAUCGUAAAUAUUGUGAUACAAUUUACAGUAUUUACGAGAAAUCAGAUUCAUUUGAAAACUUUGGUGCUUUUGAUUAUUUCCUCGCUUUCACCAUGAAAUACGAUCAUUAUUCAUCAAAUGCAUUGGAAAAAGUUUCAUCACUAAUUGUUAACAAUUCUCGUUCCUUCCUCUGGGAUGUACCGUUAUCAUCGGCAAAUAUAAUCCAAAUUCUGGGCCAUUUAAAUUGGAGACCAACAAAUGUCAACUGGAAAGAUUUAUUUCCAAUUCUAUUGGAAGAAAUUAAACUCCAUGGAAGUCACUUUUAUUCACCAAUGUCAACACUAAUUAGUUUCUUAAUUCUCAAAGAACACGAAGCAUUUGAACAUUUAAUCGAAACCCAACCUAAUCUAAUAGAAGACAAUUUAAAAUUCUCUUCACUGGAAAAGAGUUACAAUAAUCUCUUAACAUUAAACAUCGGAAUUUCUUGUGAGGCGAACGAUUUAACUUCCUCAACAAUUAAAUCAUCUCUUUCAUCAAUCUUACCACAGGCAAUUAAUCAUUUAAAUUCAAUCCACAAGCCUAACCAAUUCCAAGAAUCAUUAUCAUCGUUUCUUAGAUUAACUUUUGGUGGUAAACAAAAAGUCAUUACUAAUGUUUGGACUUCAAAUGGACAUUUUAUCAACAAUCUACUAAUGGUUAACAAAGAUGGUAAACUAAUCGACUUAGAUAAUUAUGAUAAUGAAGAUCAGAAUGGAAUUAAAUUGCUAGAUGAUUGUUAUAAAUUCAAUUCUGAAAAUACAUUAAUCGCGGUGAUACCGUUAACAGAUAAUGAAUUUAAUUCUAAGCCCUACAAGUUGAAAGGUCAAUUCGAUCUUAGAUUACGAACAUUGGAAGAUUUUUAUCGAAUUAAAAUAAUGAAAGUUCAUUUGGAUACAUGGGAAUGUUUAGCUGACCGAGAGAAAUGUCCAUUCUUAUUACGAGAAUUAAGUGAAACAGUUGGUCGACAAUUAGAUAAAGAGAUAAUAGAUAAAGUUAAUUGUUAUUAAUUUCUUGUAAUCAAUUAUUUUUUCUUUCAACAAUUAACUUGCUUAUUCUUGACCAAAGUUUAUCAUGUAGAUAAAUUCAUAACCCAAAAUAACAUGUAUUCAUCACAAUUCAAUCUCAAUUGUUACAUGAAAAAUUUGUAACAAUAUUAGAUAAUCAUAAAUUAAAACAGUAAUUGUCUCCAA